UUUUUAUGAUUUGACUCAAUGACCAUAGUCUGCCAAAUUCUUGGUGAAUUACACACUGCGAAUAUGGAAAGUUCUCCCAAGUCCUUCAUUAAGUUCUAAGAAGCUCGCAUAAUGAUAUAGUUACUCUUCAGUUACAACAGCAAAGUUUGGCAAUGAGGCGUGAUGCAUUCACCCAGUGGCAGCGAUGUCCGAUUGUGCUCCCGCUAGGAGGACUAGAUAGGAAAACAAUAGAUUUGAUAGAAAGGUACUGGGAAAAGGCAGAUUUGAUAAGAAGGUUUCCAGAUUACCCCUCCAAUGUUUUAAUGCCUUUUAGGGAUGCGAAUACUAGACCAUUUAUAAACUGAUGAUGAUCAAAAGGAAGUAACAGACGAAGAUAGAGAUAAAUUACUUGCGAUCAAGUUAAAUGUGAUUAUAUGACUUG
Molecule: messenger RNA, 421 nt
Organism: Acanthoscelides obtectus
Lineage: Eukaryota; Metazoa; Arthropoda; Insecta; Coleoptera; Chrysomelidae
Source: the annotation of a GenBank genome assembly